Molecule: messenger RNA, 2077 nt
Organism: Pteronotus mesoamericanus
Lineage: Eukaryota; Metazoa; Chordata; Mammalia; Chiroptera; Mormoopidae
Gene: ZDHHC6
Product: zinc finger DHHC-type palmitoyltransferase 6
Exons: 11
Coding region: 462-1793 (443 amino acids)
Biological process (GO): protein palmitoylation
Cellular component (GO): Golgi apparatus
Molecular function (GO): protein binding; palmitoyltransferase activity
Source: RefSeq, a predicted model, not a curated record
UGGCUGUCCUGGAGACUGCGCACACAGCCAGAGCUGGAGAACUGCGGCUGGAUCGCUGGCGGAGAGGGUUGCGGGUGCUGUCGGGUCCUGCACCGCAGCCUGUAGCAGCCAGGAUUUGCUUUUUGCUUGCUGUGGAUUGAGGUACCCAUGAUGGAGUUACCCGAAAAGGAGAAAAGCUGUUCCGGGUGAGUCCAGGCCGCCCCGGAAACGCGAUGGCCGAGGAGCGGGCACCAAGGACCAGAUUGAGAUCGUGUUUCAAACCAAGAUACUGGAUUCUCAUAGCUCAGAUAAAGUGCUCUGACUAUGUAACAGUGAAAAUGGCAUAAUCUGCAUUCACAUCACACAAGUUGAAGACAUGACAGUUCAGGAGCACACAUGGACUUGUGGCACCGGGAAAUGCGUACACAGAAAAAGGGACUCUAUAAUUCUCUAAAGAUAGAAAGGCAUUCUUCCUCACCAAAAUGGGCUCGUUUUGCUCAGUUAUCAAGUUUGAAAACCUCCAAGAAUUAAAGAGACUGUGUCACUGGGGUCCCAUUAUAGCCCUUGGUGUUAUAGCAAUAUGUUCGAUGAUGGCCAUGAUUGACUCUGUGUUGUGGUAUUGGCCUUUACAUACCACUGGAGGAAGCGUGAAUUUCAUCAUGUUGAUAAAUUGGACUGUCAUGAUUCUCUAUAAUUACUUCAAUGCUAUGUUUGUGGGUCCUGGCUUUGUCCCUCUGGGGUGGAAACCGGAGAAUUCUCAGGAUUGCAUGUACCUCCAGUAUUGUCAAGUCUGCCAGGCGUACAAAGCACCGCGGUCACACCACUGCCGAAAGUGUAACAGGUUCUGUCUCUCUGCCAUUCAUCGGGGACUGAUCAACUUGAUGACUUUUGUUCCUUCUGCUAUAUCAAUCCUAGUGUUAUUCUCUGCAAGGUGUGUGAUGAAGAUGGACCAUCACUGUCCUUGGAUCAACAACUGCUGUGGUUACCAAAACCAUGCGUCAUUCACACUGUUUCUGCUUUUAGCACCAUUGGGUUGUAUUCAUGCUGCCUUCAUUUUUGUUAUGACAAUGUAUACACAGCUUUAUAACCGGCUCUCCUUUGGGUGGAACACGGUAAAGAUUAAUAUGAGUGCAGCCCGGAGAGAUCCUGUUCCAGUUAUUCCAUUUGGAUUAGCUGCAUUUGCUGCCACCUUGUUUGCCUUGGGAUUAGCUUUAGGAACAACCAUAGCCGUUGGGAUGUUGUUUUUUAUCCAGAUGAAAAUAAUUCUCAGAAACCAAACUUCUAUUGAAUCAUGGAUUGAAGAAAAGGCUAAAGAUCGAAUUCAGUAUUAUCAACUAGAUAAAGCCUUUGUUUUUCCUUAUGAUAUGGGAAGUCGAUGGAAGAACUUUAAACAGGUGUUUACCUGGUCAGGGGUCCCAGAAGGAGACGGACUGGAGUGGCCAGUGAGAGAAGGCUGUCACCAGUAUAGCUUAACAAUAGAACAGUUGAAACAAAAAGCAGAUAAAAGAGUAAGAAGUGUUCGGUAUAAAGUAAUAGAAGAUUACAGUGGUGCCUGCUGUCCUUUGAAUAAAGGACUCAAAACAUUCUUCACGAGCCCCUGCACUGAAGAGCCUCGAAUCAGGCUGCAGAAAGGAGAGUUCAUUUUAGCCACAAGAGGGUUUCGAUACUGGUUGUAUGGAGACAAAAUUCUUGAUGAUUCCUUUAUAGAAGGUGUUUCAAGAAUAAGAGGAUGGUUUCCUAGAAACUGCGUGGAAAGGUGUCCCUGUGAUGCUGAGACAGAUCAAGCCCCAGAGGGCGAGAAGAAAAAUAGAUAGCCACUAUUAAAAUACAAUUAUUCUUUGAGUUUGCUCCAUUACUUGAAAAUUGUACACAUUACUAAAGAAUUAUGCAAUGAGCCUACUCUGGUUAAGGUGUUCUUUUCCUCGCAGGUGCCCUAGUGCCAUGAUCUAAAUAUUUUUAUGACCAUUUUGAAAUGGAGAAGCCAUUUUGACCAUGCCUUUGAACUCCUGCCCCUCUUUGCCACCUCUUUCUCUCCCCAAAAGGAAAGAUACUUCACCCAAGUCAGUCAGUUGCGUUUUCUGGAGGACUUUUUGUGCGU